Molecule: messenger RNA, 930 nt
Organism: Drosophila ananassae
Lineage: Eukaryota; Metazoa; Arthropoda; Insecta; Diptera; Drosophilidae
Exons: 2
Coding region: 48-908 (286 amino acids)
Source: RefSeq, a predicted model, not a curated record
UGCUAUAAAAACCGCUUGAAUCUCCACUUUUUUCAAUCAACUUUAAGAUGCAGAAAGUAGAACUUGUGAUUGGUGUGAUUAUAAUUGUGGCAGUUGGAGUGUCAACCCAUCGGGAUCGGGACUUUGAUGUCACCGAGUCCAUGGUGGAGUAUCUGCAGCUUUACCAGACCAACUAUGAGGCGAAAGUGAAAAAAUGUGAGGAUAUGCUAGCUGACUUCCGGCAAGGAUUUGCCAAGGAACUCAGUGGUAUCGAUCUGCAAAAGGAUCUUUUGAAAAGCCGCGUGCAGGAUGCCUGGUCUCAGCUGAAGCCCUUCGAGUUUAUCGACUCCUGGCACCGACAGUGUGUCCGAAAUUACAGUUCGGUGAUCCCUUCGACCUAUCAGGCCGGGGCCUCCAUGACAGAGUGUUUAAUGACUGCUAACACCUAUUUUAAUGGCAUUGAAAGUAGUGCCAAACACAUCUGUUCCUCCAUAAAGUCCCAGGCAACUCACACAUUUGGGAACCACAAACGAAGCUGCCAAAUAGGCCAUAGGAAAUCCCAAGCUGAUUAUAAUAAUUGUAUCAAAAAAUCGAUUUCCUCGUUGGAUAUGGAUAUUUCCCGACUCUGGAGCUCCUUUCACAAACAUUUGGAUGAGGCCGAUUUCAGCGCCAAGACGAGGAUUCGAAUGGCCUGGGUUUGUGCCUUCAAUACUCUUUACACAACCAGCAAUAAUCUCGGAUCCUCGAUGCGUCUUAUUAACGACUGUAUUGCCGGUCAGAGAUCCUGUGGCAUAAUGUCCUGCACUUCGCGAUGCGCCAACCAAAUGCGUUUAGAUAUCCGAGAAAGGGAUUUUAAAAGUCUUACGAUCAAAAAUCCAUUCCAUGGAGGCAAUAAGCAUAUGGGAUGUAUGGAAUUGAGGUUCAAAUAAAAUAUAAAAAAAAUAAUCUUAA